Molecule: messenger RNA, 3697 nt
Organism: Marmota flaviventris (yellow-bellied marmot)
Lineage: Eukaryota; Metazoa; Chordata; Mammalia; Rodentia; Sciuridae
Source: RefSeq, a predicted model, not a curated record
UGAACUUCGGCAUGGCGGCUCACCGUUCCGGCCCGCUCAAGCAGCAGAAUAAAGCUCAUAAAGGCGGGCGGCAUCGGGGUCGAGGAUCCGCACAACGGGACGGAAAGGGUCGUGUAGAACUGAAAAUCUUGUGCAAGAAGGUGAGAAAAGAGCUCAGCAGAGUAGACCAGAGACAUCGCGCCAACCAGCUCCGAAAGCAGAAGAAGGAGGCGGUUCUGGCAGAGAAGAGACAGCUGGGCAGCAAGGAUGGGCCUCCUCAUCAGGUGCUGGUGGUGGCUUUGCAUAACAGAAUUUCCCUGUCUGAGGCCUUUCGCCUUCUUCAGGAUAGGGACAUGGGAACAGUGCACUUAAAUGAAUGGGGAAGCACCUAUAGCUUUAUGCUCCUGUGCCCCCGUUUGAAACAUCGGUGGUUUUUCACAUCUGCAAGGCCAGGAGAUCUUCACAGUGUAUUAGAUAUGGCUAAAGUGGCUGAUACCAUCCUGUUCCUCCUUGAUCCACAAGAAGGCUGGGACAGCACUGGGGAUUACUGCCUUUCCUGCCUCUUUGCUCAGGGUCUUCCCACCUAUACACUUGCUGUCCAGGGAUUUUCUGGUAUCCCUCUGAAAAAACAAAUAGAUGCCAGAAAGAAGCUAAGCAAAGCAGUAGAGAAGCGAUUUCCUGAUGACAGACUCCUCCUGUUAGACACUCAACAGGAAGCAGCAACACUGCUUAGGCAGUUGGCUAACCAAAAGCGAAGGCAUCUUGCUUUUAGAGAUCGGCGAGCCUAUCUGUUUACCCAUGCUGCUGAUUUUGUACCUAGUGAAGAGAAUAAGUUGGUGGGCACCUUGAAAAUCUCAGGCUAUGUUCGUGGGCAGACUCUGAAUGUAAAUAGCUUGCUACAUAUUGUUGGACAUGGUGAUUUCCAAAUGAAACAGAUAGAUGCCCCCAUCGAUCCUUUUCCUUUAAACCCUAAAGUGAUAAAAUCCCAAAAGGACUCAGGCAUGGCAAUGGAGGUUUGUGCUUCAGAUGUUGCAUCUGACAUGGAAGAAGAUCUUAAGGUCCUAAUGAAGGCAGACCCUGACAGACAAGAGUCUUUGCAAACAGAAGUUAUUCCAGAUCCAAUGGAAGGGGAGCAAACCUGGCCCACUGAGGAGGAGCUGAGUGAGGCAAAAGAUUAUUUGAAGGAAGGUUCUAAGGUGGUAAAGAAGGUCCCCAAAGGAACGUCCAGUUACCAAGCUGAAUGGAUUUUGGAUGAAGGUGGUGAAAGUGGAGGGGAAAGAGAUGAAGAUGAUGACACAGAACAGGAUUUUAUGGAAGAGGAAUCUCAGGAUGAAAAAAGUGAAGAAGAGGAGGAGGAAUGUGAAACUAUGACUAUAGGGGACUCUGUACGUGAUGACCUUUAUGAUGAGAAAAUGGAUGAGGAGGCUGAGGAAAAAAUGUUAGAGAAAUAUAAACAAGAAAGGAUGGAAGAAAUGUUUCCAGAUGAAAUGGACACCCCCCGUGAUGUGGCUGCUAAAAUUCGAUUUCAGAAGUACAGAGGCCUUAAGAGCUUCCGGACAUCUCCAUGGGAUCCUAAGGAAAAUCUUCCUCGAGAUUAUGCUCGGAUCUUUCAGUUUCAGAACUUUACCAAUACUAGGAAAAGAAUCUUUAAAGAGAUUGAGGAAAAAGAGGAUGAAGGAGCUGAGGUUGGCUGGUAUGUCACACUUCAUGUCUCUGAAGUCCCUUUUUCAGUAGUUGAAUACUUCAGGAAAGGAGCCCCUUUGAUUGCAUUUUCUUUGCUACCUCAUGAACAGAAGAUGUCAGUGUUGAACAUGGUGGUAAGCCGGAAUCCUGGCUAUACUGAACCUGUAAAGGCCAAAGAAGAGUUGAUUUUCCACUGUGGAUUCAGGCGUUUCCGAGCCUCACCUUUAUUUUCUCAGCAUACUGCAGCAGAUAAACAUAAACUUCAGAGAUUCUUGACUGCUGAUGUGGCCUUGGUGGUGACGAUAUAUGCACCAAUUACUUUUCCUCCUGCAUCUGUGCUGCUUUUCAAGCAGCAAAGCAACGGAAUGCACAGCCUUGUUGCCACAGGCCAUCUGUUGUCAGUGGAUCCAGAUAGAAUGGUCAUCAAGAGAGUUGUUCUGAGUGGUCAUCCUUUCAAAAUUUUCACUAAGAUGGCAGUAGUACGUUAUAUGUUCUUUAAUAGAGAGGAUGUGCUAUGGUUUAAACCAGUGGAACUGAGAACAAAGUGGGGCCGUAGAGGACACAUCAGGGAGCCUUUAGGUACCCAUGGCCAUAUGAAAUGCAGUUUUGAUGGGAAGCUAAAAUCUCAGGACACAGUACUGAUGAAUCUUUAUAAACGAGUUUUCCCUAAAUGGACUUACGAUCCAUAUGUACCAGAACCAGUACCUUGGGUGAAAAGUGAGAUUUCUUCAACAGUGCCUGAAUUGGACAUGGAGUAAUGGAUUCAAUAGGAUUCUGUCUUAUUGUUAAUAAUUAGCACUAUAAAGAUGGGCCUACAGGUUGUGACUGAGCAGUUUGUAGUUUAUACUUUAGUCCAUCAGUAUGCUGUCCUGUUUACAAAAGAUCUUGGCUCAGUAUGGAAGUUUUUAUACUUAGUCUAAGAAAACUAUUAAAUAUACUGAAAUAGCUGUACUCCAUUAGGACUUUGAAAACUUUACAAGAAGAUGUUUUGGUGCUGGGGAUCAAACUUGGGUCCUUGCACAUACCAGGCAAGUGCUCUGCCACUGAGCUGCCCUGCCUGAGGGGAACAUGAAAAACAAAAAUUUCAUGUAUCUAGAGAGACACUGAAGCCCAUCUCUUUCUUUUAUAUAAAUUAAACAGAAACAGACUGAUAAGGAGCUGGCCUUUCAGCGUGCUUCACCCAACUUAAGGAGGUUAAGUCUACAUUUCCACCACUGAGAACAAUACAAAUGUUCUUUACUUCUGGAGAAACUGCUUGAAAAUUCCGAGACAGCACAGCAGCCACUCCAACACCAGCUGUAGGUUCAAUGAGUAGUUUCAUCCUUUCCCAAACCAGUUGGGUUGCAUACUGUUGGUAUAGAAGUGAGUAAGGAUUAGCAAAACAGGAGAAGGGGAAAGGUUUAAUUCUGUAGGCCAAAUGAAGAUAUAUGCCCAGUCUGAAUUUUCUCGUUGCUAAUGCAUGUGUGUUUGCCAGUGGAGAACACAACUUUCAUCUUAUCUCUGCUUGCCUCAGAGGUUUGUCCUAAUAUAGCUUGGGUACCCUCCCAUAGGUCAUGAAAUCACCCUGUGGUUACUCCGAGUAGGAGAAGGUUGUCUUGCUUAAUUAAAGUUGUACUAUUAUAGGUUUUUUCCUCUUGGAGCCUUACCUUGAUUUCAUCCUCUGUGACAGUGAAGACAUCAUCCACAAGGUCCCUUAUAAUAGGCCAGGUGUUUAAGCCAAUGCUGGAUUUGACACCAUCUGCUAUAGUUUCUGGAGGAUAAGGAUUGGGGGUCAGCUCCCCUUUCAGUUUGGACUUGUAGCAAUCAUCUGCAUUCAAGGGUUCAGCAGCAUAUACCUUCACGCUAGGUUUCAGAGCCUGGAAGAGGAAUAUUAGACAUCUUACAACUAACUACAGCAUUACCUACAUGCUUAAAAUAAAGUAUGCAGAAUAGGGGAAAAAGGGCAUUUCUGGCUAUGUAAGAGUCUUCCUUUUGAUGGAUGUAAUGAAAACACGACCUUCAAGCACUAUAAAUAAAUUGUAUGUCUAAUACUGGG